AUCUUUUCAUCACCAUGAAAUCUGUUGAUAAAAUGGCGUCAGAACCUUCAGGCUUACUUUAGUACAGUUACUAUGGGUAGAAAGAACAAAAGUGGUGUGUCUCCUCAGAAUCAAGAAUCAUGUCAUAAGCUAAAUUUCUUGCAUCAGGCUUCCCAUGUAGUGCUGGCCAUCAACCCAGAAAAUGUGGAAAUGUCAAGAUUUUAUGCAAGCACAAUGAAAUCAACAGCUCAAAAACUGGUGUUUAAAUUGGAUCCAAGCAUCAAAAGGACUAUUUGCAAGCACUGUCAUGCUCUUCUCAUACCAGGAAUUACAGCAAGAGUCAGAGUCAGACGGAGAAGAGAGAGACACAUUGUGGUUACAUGCCUGGAAUGUCGGACCGUCAAAAGGUAUCUCUGUAGACCUAACCAUGUUUUGUUGAGUGAAAAACACAAUACCACCAAGCAGCAAGAUAAUGACAACGAUGAGGUUGUGCAAGAAAAUCAAAAGGAAAGACAGGAGAAGAGUUAAUGAUUGUCAGUCUUGAGAAAAGGAAAAGGGGCACUCUCCAUUUUUUUACUGCAAGGUUGGGGAGGAUUUUCUGUCUGGAGGAGCAGAAAGAUUUUUCGACCAACAAAAUUGAACAAGACAAGUGUGUUCCUUCUGCAUAGAGUUUACUUUUUUCCUUUUUAGAGCAUACAUACUCAAGUGUGCAUGAACAGAAGCCAACAACUGGAUAAUUUAUAAUGGCAUAUGUUUCUAGUGAAUAGAAGCAAACAGUAAAGUGAAUUUUGCUGUUUUCCAGUCAUCUUAGAUGUUAGAAAUGGCAAUAAGCAUUACAUCAUAAACAUGUGACACAUCACAAAAGUAAGAACACAUCACACUUUAGUGGUCUGGCCACCCAAGAUGAUAGGUGGCCAGUUCCAGAUGUUCUUUCUGUAAAAUGAAGUGUAAUAAACAACUGCACCCUUUGUUUUAUUUACUGAACACUUGGAAUGGGCUAGGAUUUUAUUGAGUAUAUAAGGAUUCACAUGACUAUGAGUCAAUGAAAAACCAUUUGCUUGUGAGACAGCUCUGAAAAAGUAAAAGACUGUAGGAUAAAAUAGGAUAAUGAGGAAAUUUCUCACCAGGCAUAACUACUUUCACUGUGUGAUCAACUAGUUUGUAUGGAUUUAGGUGUAAGGAAAGCAAUUAAAAUUUAAGUCAAAUUUUCCUAAGAAGAAAAGAAAAUAAGUUCAGAUGAAAACAAAAUGUUUCUUAUUUUUUAGUAACAAGUGAAACAUAAUCCUUUGGUCUGACUGCUUCUUUUUGCUUUUGGCAAUUAAUUCCUAAUCUUAACUUAUUCUCAUGAUUUUCUUUCUGUCUGUCAGUCUUGCCUGAUUUGUAUUAUUAACUAACACUCAAGGAGUUUUUUCUUCUAUUUUUCGGGUUAACCUAUUAUUAGCAGGUGUUUACACUGUUGCAUUGUAAAUCGUAAAGCGAGUCACUCAUUAGAAAGGUGAAUAAUUGUAAAUAUUGGGAAUCAAAAUGAUUCUAAGGGAAAUGAUUUUGGAAAAUUUUGUAAACAAUUUGAGGCAAAUCUGAAACCAUUGAUGCGCAACUUUGGACAAGCAGCGGUCAUUUAUCGGUAUAGUUUAAUCUAUCUGAAUUGUAAUCAUACCUUCCAGUCAAAUUAAAACGUGUGUAAAGUA
Molecule: messenger RNA, 1667 nt
Organism: Pocillopora damicornis (cauliflower coral)
Lineage: Eukaryota; Metazoa; Cnidaria; Anthozoa; Scleractinia; Pocilloporidae
Product: ribonuclease P protein subunit p21
Biological process (GO): tRNA processing
Cellular component (GO): nucleolar ribonuclease P complex
Molecular function (GO): protein binding
Source: RefSeq, a predicted model, not a curated record